AUGGCGCAAUGGGUGCUGGCGACGGUGCUGGGCGUCGUGUGGGCUAUCAGCUUGCUGUACAGCGAGUGGAUUCAGUUCUGGCUUCGGCCGCCCAGCUGCUCCACGUGGCCGGACGAGAGUGUUCAGGGUCAGUACAUUCCUCCCAAGGAAUACAAGACCCUUGCAGUCAUCAACAGUCCAAAGCUCCUCCCAAGCACCGCCCUGCACGCGCAGUUCAUCACCGCCCGCCUCCGCAACGACCUUUACCUGCGCCGGGCCUUCCGAGCCUCCGUGCUCCGGUUCUCCCCGAGCCUCGUCGUCACGCUCGGGGACCUCUUCCAGUCCGGAGCUGAUGCCACUUACCCCCUCUUCCGAGCAGAAGCUAGUCGUUACCACCAUGUGUUCCAAACGCACGACCCGUUUCUCGACCCGCACACAUGGGCUGGGAGAGGCUCACUCAGAGCUCAUUCCGUGUGCCCGCCCCUCUCCGCCCACCCCUUCCUCCCCCCACCCAACACACCAGCUUUCGAGCAGAAGCUAGUCUUGGCAGUGCGCUUUGAGCGGUAUGUGGGGGCGCUGAAGUUCCACAACCGGUAUGUGGGGGCGCUGAACUUCCACGACAAGGUAGGGGCGGUGCGGGUGGUGGGGAUAGCUGAACGGCCUCCCUCUGUGUCUCACCCCCCUUUUAUUCCCCUCCUCUUCUGCCUCUUCCCUGCUUGCCCAACCUCCCGGCAUCCCAUCAGCUGGCAGUACGUUUUGAGCGUUGGAGCGCUGAACUUCCAUGACAAGGUGGGGGCAGUGAGGGUGGUGGGCGCGGUGCGGGUGGUGGGCGCGGUGCGGGUGGUGGGGUUGAACGAACGGCCUCCCUCAGCGUCUCACCCUCCUCUUCUUCCCCUCCUCUCAUGCCUUUUGCUGCGUGCCACCUUCCAGCUGGCAGUGCGUUUUGAGCGGUAUGUUGGGGCGCUGAACUUCCACGACAAGCUGGCAGUGCGCUUUGAGCGGUAUGUUGGAGCGCUGAACUUCCACGACAAGGUGGGAGCGGUGAGGGUGGUGGGGGUGACUGAACGGCCUCCCCUUAGUGGUUUUUCCUCCCCUUCCGCCUCUUGCCCUGCCCGUUCCAUCCAUCAGCUGGCAGUGCGCUUCGAGCGGUAUGUAGGAGCGCUGAACUUCCACAACAAAGUGGGGGCGGUGAGGGUGGUGGGGGUGAACGGCUUGGCAAUGGACGGCCACAGGCAGCGCAACAACAGCACGAAGCAGCUGGAGGAAUUCCUUCAAAGCUUGCCGGACCAUGGUGCCCGGACGUCCACACUCCCGCUCAUCCUCUUUUCACACCUGCCGCUCCACUCCCCCACCGACCUCCCCUGUGGAGCCAACCAACAAGGCCAAGCAGUGGACUGGGACAAGGACGGGGAGGUUAGGUACCAGGAUGCGAUAUCAAAAGAAGGAUCCAACCACCUGCUUCAGCUGCUGAGACCGGCUCUGGUGGUGUCAGGCCAUGCAGAGGCAACCUGCUGGCAGCAGCGGCAGGUGGGGGGGACGCCCAGAGGGAACAGCAGCUCGGGUGCUGCUGCUUGGGACGUGGUCGAGCUCUCCCUCCCAACCUUCAACUUCAUCCACAGCACACACACCAUCACCGACCCGCCUGCAUUCCUGCUCAUCACCGUUCCCCUCGACCACCACCACCCUCACGGAAGCUCCAGCCAGCAGCAGGGGCAGCAGCAGAAACCAACGUUGGGAGCAGCGUCAGUGCACGUACAGCUGUGUGUGCUGCCCACGCAGAUCCUCUUCCCUCCCUGGUAUUUCCUCCUCUCGCUGCUCUCCUGCCUCGCCUUCCUCCUGCUGCCCUCACGAGGCGUCUCCUGGGCGUCCCUGGCAGUGCUGGCAGCGCGCGUGGCAGCAGCGAGCAGAGAGGCGUGGACACUCCCCAAGCUGAAAGCAGAUGGGGAUUGGGAGGGGGAGCUGGAGCCCAUGUUUGACACGGAUGGCAACAUGGUGCUUGUCAGGCGGGCGACUCCCAGACUGCCAGACACCAUGCCUUCCUCCAUCUCCUCCGAUAGGAGACCUGGCGGGGCACAGCUAAGGGCAUCCCGGCAACAGGGAUCGCAUGAUUCGUUAAUGGACGCCGGUGGCAGCUCCGGCGUUCCUCGAAUCGGAUCAUUCACAGACGUCUCAAGAGACGGUGCUACAGCAUCUGGAGGUGGUGGUGGUGGUGAAUCAGGAGGCGAUGGGUUAAUGGCGACGAUUGCCAAGGGGGCGAACCUGACGCCCAAGAUUGCUUUUCUUCGCUUGCUACGGGCGAUAGGGCCGCUUACGCUGUUGGUGGGCAGUCAGCUUGCUUUGUAUUUGGGGCUUCUCGCCAAGGACUGGAGCUAG
Messenger RNA from Closterium sp. Naga37s-1, 2352 nucleotides. Lineage: Eukaryota; Viridiplantae; Streptophyta; Zygnematophyceae; Desmidiales; Closteriaceae. The record is from the annotation of a GenBank genome assembly.